Molecule: messenger RNA, 2799 nt
Organism: Dicentrarchus labrax (European seabass)
Lineage: Eukaryota; Metazoa; Chordata; Actinopteri; Moronidae
Gene: dcun1d3
Product: defective in cullin neddylation 1 domain containing 3
Exons: 5
Coding region: 390-1376 (328 amino acids)
Biological process (GO): protein neddylation; positive regulation of ubiquitin-protein transferase activity
Cellular component (GO): ubiquitin ligase complex
Molecular function (GO): ubiquitin-like protein binding; ubiquitin conjugating enzyme binding; cullin family protein binding
Source: RefSeq, a predicted model, not a curated record
GCUAGCAAUCUGAGUUAACGCGACGAGUUUGCCUCAGUUGGUUUCUGUGUGUGUCCGCUGCCCUGGACAACUUACCGACUACUUCAUUCGUCCUGGCAUCCCCGGAGUGAUGUACAUCCGAUGCCACACGAUAGAAAUUUCCAAAAGGCAUUGCGGAUGUCAAGGUCACAAUGAUGGAGCAGAAUAGAAAGACACUUUGAUCAGUGUCCAAUGCCAUCUGAGUGACUGGUUCUUAAGUCUGGCAGUGUAAGACCUGGAUUGUGGCAGAUUUGGCACAGGCCUGAGGGUAUGUUGAGACGUCUUGCCAGGCCAGAGCAGAGGCGUCUAGGUGGUUCGGACGGGGACUGAAGGUGUGGAGGAAAGACAGACGAGGGACCAGGGAGGAAGACAUGGGCCAGUGUGUCACAAAGUGUAAGAAUCCGACGUCCUCACUCGGGAGUAAGAGUGGAGACAAAGAGAGCGGCUCCAAGUCCCACAAGAAAGGAAGCAGUGCUGGUGGUGGUGGGGGCCACAAAGAAGAGCCCGGUGCCCCGUGUAGCAAAGCCACCAGCGAGCUGUCGAAUGGCACGAAGGCAUUGGAGGUCACAGUGGAGACCCCGGUCAUCCCUGCAGUGAUGGGCGAACCACGCAAGGACGAGUGUCUGGAUGGAGACGGGCUGUCAAUACUGCGCAUUAAUGAGCUGUUCUGCUGCUACAAGGAUGAGCAUGAAGACGCCAUCUUGGAGGAAGGCAUGGAGAAGUUUUGUAAUGACCUGUGUGUGGACCCAGCAGAGUUUCGUGUGCUUGUUCUUGCCUGGAAGUUUCAAGCCGCUACCAUGUGCAAGUUUACAAGGAAGGAGUUUGUUGAUGGCUGCAAAGCCAUCCAGGCAGACAGUCUCGAGGGUAUCUGCUCACGUUUCCCCUGCAUGCUGUUGGACGCCCAGGGUGAGGAGAACUUCAAGGACUUAUACCGCUUCACCUUCCAGUUUGGUCUGGACGCUGAGGAGGGCCAACGCUCGCUGCAGCGCGAAAUCGCCAUCGCCCUGUGGCGCCUGGUUUUCACCCAGGACACACCCUCGAUCCUGGAGCACUGGCUGGACUUCCUGGGGGAGAACCCCUCAGGUAUUCGGGGCAUCUCAAGGGACACGUGGAACAUGUUCCUCAACUUCACCCAGGCUAUUGGGCCUGACCUGAGCAACUACAGCGAGGACGAGGCCUGGCCCAGCCUCUUUGACACCUUCGUGGAGUGGGAGUUGGAGCGCAGGAAAAGAGAGGAGGAACAGGCACUGGUGGCAAUGGAGGAAGAGGGGAGGUGUUCUGAGACAGAGUGUUCUCCCACCACAGAUAGACUUGAAACAGAGGGAAGCCGCGGCUCACAGACGUGGGGGGGCCACUGACCAGGAAACAAGAAAUAUUUGUAAGGAAGGGAAGGAUAUGACCUACGUGUGAACUGUACAUCUGUGAAUCAUUGGAUGAAUAUUAGUAUUACCAUUACAGCUGUUCAUUUUGCUCUCCUUUCCUGUUGGGCUGGGAUUCCUGCUUUGCAACCUUAUUUUUUCAGUUUCUGAAAGGGCUCUAAGAACUGUUAUGUUUUAAGCACUUCUAUUUAAGUUAUUGUUUUACUUUUCUCUCCUCCCAAGAGUGUUUUUAAGUAAUUGGACACGUGGUCCAUUUUAACCCACAGCUUCCUACCAUAACCCAGCAGAUACAGCCCAGUAAAGGUUUUAAAAACAGGCAACAGAAAGCCAUAACCGUUCCCCACAGUUAUCAUUUAGACAGUUCAUUUUGAUCUGGUAACACUGCUGAUAUGUUUUGUACGAGGAAAUUGUUAAUAACGAAGAAGGGAAAUUUGGCACAACUGGUCUACAAAUAAUUUCUUACUACCAAAACAUGCGAUUUACCACAAGGGUCAGGAGUCAGUGAAAUCAUUUUUAUUGGACUAAUGUCAUUAGAUUGUAUGCUUUACUCUUGCAGUGGUGUGAGGAUGAAUUGGUUGCACUUGUAUUGCCUUCACAAUUGUUUGCCUGUAAUUACACGGCAAACAGUAAUGGAUUACAAUUCUGUCACAAGGGCAUUUUAUUUUUUAAAAUGAUACAAAGUUGUAACAUCCAUUUUAAAAUCCAAGUUGGUUUCCAUGUUAACAGACCCACCCUCUCUUCUGCGUUGAGUGUUUUUGAGUGCUACUAGUGCAGUGAGCGGCUUAGCUUGUUUAAGCAGCUGGCUGUGCUCCCCUUUGACCUCUAGCAUGUACCAUUUUGAUGUCCACCUAUUUUCAAGAUAUUGGCUAAAGCUAGGUCUAGGUCAUUUCUCGACAGAAGAUGCCUAAACCUGCGUUACAUUCAGGACCAUUACACUGGGCGCCACACAAAUCUUAUAUUGUUUACCUGCAGGAGUUUAAGAGUCUUCACAUCCUUAAACUACCAUAUUUAAAAAAAAAAAAAAAAAAAUGUGUGCGCACUUCACAAAUAAUGUCGAUUGCUGCUGGUGAUGGUUGUAAUGGAUUGCACAAAAACCAAUGGCAUGCUUAGUUGCUAUACUUGCAAUGCUUUGCAGAGAGAUUGAUGUCAACCACAUUAUUUCCAUUUUAAAACCUGUAGAUUGAUCUUAAGUAUAGCCUAGGGUGUUUUGGGAUGAAUGAAUGAUGAGUGUUAACUAGACAUUCUGGCUAAUCAAGAGUCUGUGAUAUGGGUCCGGUGUGGUGGCCAUAACCUGAGCUAUUUGGUUUACAUCUACAAUGAUUUUAUCUCAGACCCCCUUUGUCCUUUUUUUUUUAUAUAAAAUGUAUUGAUUUAUAAUAAAUAAAAACAGUGUUGAACUUUU